AUGACCGCCCAAGAAACACAACCAGCCUUCCAGAUCCACUACUUCUCCAGCGCGUCAUCCUACACAAAUAAAGCAACCGAGACGCUCCCCGCUCCUCUCCCACUGUCCAGGCUCUUUGAUGUCCUGGAGGAACGAUACCCCGGUAUCAGGGACAAGGUGCUGGUUAGCUGUGGGGUGAGUCUGGGAGAGGAGUAUGUGGAUGUUGAGGCCGACGGUGAGGUAGUGAUUGGGGCUGGAGACGAGGUCGCGAUUAUUCCGCCUGUUAGUUCGGGGUGA
Aspergillus pseudoviridinutans is the source of this 276-nucleotide messenger RNA. Its product is annotated as MoaD/ThiS family protein. The transcript has a single exon. The coding region runs from base 1 to 276 and encodes 91 amino acids. NCBI's taxonomy places the organism in Eukaryota, Fungi, Ascomycota, Eurotiomycetes, Eurotiales, Aspergillaceae. Gene Ontology annotation, biological process: Mo-molybdopterin cofactor biosynthetic process. The record is from RefSeq and is a predicted model, not a curated record. Gene Ontology annotation, cellular component: cytosol.